CACACAACAACAGCAGAUGUCAUUUGCAUCUUCUUUAUGCCCAGCUUUCCCAAAUCCCAGCCCUGGUUUCAAAAUCUUUCUACCAGUCUGCUCCGUACCUCUCCCUCUCUCACACUCUCUCUUCCUUCCUCUCUUUCGUUCCUCCUCCGGUUGUAUCUCUCGUCUCUCUGUCUGCCUCACAUCAGACAGGAGACUACCUCUUUCAAUAUAUUUCUACAGUGCAGUUGUGGCUUUUAUUUUAUUUUUUUCCAAGAUGAUUUGGACUAAAGCCAUCACAGCUUCGUUAUUGACAAGCUUCAUAAUUUUGUCAAUUUCUAUUGGGGUGGAGAGUGCAGAGGUGGAUAUUGAUGCAAAAACAGACGCACAAACAGGGGCAGGGCAGCAAGUGUUUAUGGUCGAAUCAGACGCUUCAAACUUUUUCAAGCGGCGCAGCCGUCGGUCGACCUAUGCUGAGCGUAUAGCUGAGCAGAGAGUGCAUAUCGCCAACAGUGAGAGGCGAAGAGAGUACAACGAGGAGCAGAGGAAUGAGCACGAGAACUAUUUGGAAGAGGACAGAGAUGAACAACUGGAGCGUACUCGGGAGGUGAAUGAGCAGUUUCGGGAGUUUCACUAUGACGGGCUUUACCCACGAUCCCGCUGGUUUCACUGAGCAUACUCACAUCAACGUCCUCUCUUCAUUCUGCUAUAUCAGAACUUAAACAUAGAUCCAUGACUACAACUAUUUUAUCUUUAUAUUGUAAAUGCCCAUUGUAUAUUCCAUCAUUUUUUAUAUUUUGCAUGUCUGUCCUGUAUUAGCCAUUACAUAAAUUUA
This is a messenger RNA of Periophthalmus magnuspinnatus, 811 nucleotides long. It is a transcript of the gene ucmaa, whose product is annotated as upper zone of growth plate and cartilage matrix associated a. The transcript is spliced from 5 exons. Gene Ontology annotation, biological process: embryonic skeletal system development; regulation of osteoblast differentiation. The coding region runs from base 17 to 649 and encodes 210 amino acids. The record is from RefSeq and is a predicted model, not a curated record. NCBI's taxonomy places the organism in Eukaryota, Metazoa, Chordata, Actinopteri, Gobiiformes, Gobiidae. Gene Ontology annotation, cellular component: extracellular matrix.